CAGUUAUAUAGGAACAUAUAUUCUUUGGUAUCCUGGAAAGUAAUUUCAUACAAAUGUGGUAAACCUUAUCCUUUAAUUGGCUUAACCGCAUAAAACCGCAUAAACAUCCCUUCUUUGAGUAAGAAAAGCGAAUGUGAUAUUGAUGCUUCUCUGCUGCACUUUUAAAAACUACAUUUCGUUAGCGCUCGUCAAUGAUGUACAAUCAAAUCAAAGAAGGCUCACUGUUCACUGUUCACAGAAGACGAGUGCGAAAUCCAACCUGCUCUUUAGUUUUAACAGUGAAAGAGUGUGAUAAGAUUUUUCCCCAUUUAGGUGGCUUUCCCAUAACACCAUCUCAUGGGCGAUGAUGAAUGAAACCCACUCACAUAAUCGACAUCAUCAAAGGAGAUUGAAGUUAUGAUAGAACCCCAUAGGAACUCAGCGCACACCCUCUGAGAUGAUAAACGACUAUAAGGAAAGAGAGACGUGUGCCCAUGCUCAUGCGUUUCCUGAACACACAAGGAGGAUCUGAUGGGACUGUGUGCAGGACAACGGAACUAAUCCAACAUCAAGGAAAUGGGCGUUUCUGCGGUUGACCCCACAAAAUCCUCCAAUUUACUGGAGCUGAAAAGGGAGGAGAGUAGCAGCAGACCUGAAUAAACACUGAAAGAGUCAAUAUAGAGUAUAUUUGCCUCUGCUGAAUUUGGAUCACAUUUGAAAUACACAGAUGAGAACGUUUCAGAUGUUGACAGGUGCUGUUUAUCACCAUGGCGUCCCUCCUGAUGUUUGUCACACUGCUUCAUCUCAUCACACUGGCGGUUCUCUUUAUCGCCACCAUGGAGAAGUCCUGGUGGGUUUGGGAUGGCACAGAAAGUUCAGACCUAUGGUACAACUGCCGAUUUGACAAUGAAACAGAGGCGUGGUCUUGUGCAACAUCAGAAGAGACGGAGUGGCUUCAAGCUGUCCAGGUUCUGAUGGUCCUGUCGGUGGUUUUCUCCUCCAUUUCAUUCCUGAUAUUCCUGGGACAACUCUUCACCAUGUCUAGAGGAGGACUCUUUUACCUCACCGGCGUCUGCCAGGCAUUUGCCGGCCUCAACGCCUUCACUGCCGUGCUCAUUUACACUCUGCACAAUAAAGAAAUCCUUCAGGACACUCAGGAGUUGAGCUCGGGACACUUCGGCUACUGCUUUUUCUUGGCGUGGGCUUGUGUACCUUUGCUCCUGUGCAGCGGAAUCAUGUACAUCCAUCUGCGCAAAAGGGAAUAGCAACGAGUCUCCUAAAAAACAAGACCAGCAAUGCGAAGAAUGUUUGCUGUUGACAUACUCCACUGAGUGAUUAUAUACUUCAUGAUAUCUCUAUGCAACAAAAAAGACAUUUAUUUUUUGCUUAUUUAGACCGUAAUUAGCCACACAUAAAUAUACAUGGCUGAAAUAUAGCUCCAACACAGCCCAUGCCGAAGAUCAGCACAACUUGGUUAACUCUUAAAGGGCAACCAUGACUAAUAUAUCUGAUUAGCUGAAUUAUAGCUAAUUUAAUAAUAAAAUGGGCCGUGUAACUUAAUCUCAUUUAAUACUGAAGGGAUACUUGUAUACAUUAAAGCAGUAUCCAUAUGUUAAAAAUGUUAAGAUGUAUUUUUAUAAAUAAAUUCAAUUAAGUCAUUAA
Messenger RNA from Megalobrama amblycephala (Wuchang bream), 1641 nucleotides. It is a transcript of the gene emp3b, whose product is annotated as epithelial membrane protein 3b. Gene Ontology annotation, cellular component: plasma membrane. The coding region runs from base 747 to 1244 and encodes 165 amino acids. The record is from RefSeq and is a predicted model, not a curated record. Lineage: Eukaryota; Metazoa; Chordata; Actinopteri; Cypriniformes; Xenocyprididae. The transcript is spliced from 6 exons.